Messenger RNA from Camelus dromedarius (Arabian camel), 7038 nucleotides. RefSeq names its product ankyrin repeat and SOCS box containing 8 (gene ASB8). Lineage: Eukaryota; Metazoa; Chordata; Mammalia; Artiodactyla; Camelidae. The record is from RefSeq and is a predicted model, not a curated record. Gene Ontology annotation, biological process: intracellular signal transduction. Gene Ontology annotation, molecular function: protein binding. The transcript is spliced from 6 exons. The coding region runs from base 193 to 876 and encodes 227 amino acids.
GGACACUGGUCGGUGCGCCGGCGCCCAUCCUACUCGUUCCUCACAUCCUGUAAACAGAGCGGCCCGCCCGAGACAACUUCUGCUUCCGGGUCACGCCUUGACAGCGGCUUUCACCACCCAGGUCAGCCCCGCGGUUCGGGAGCAGAUGUGAACUGCACCCACGGCACACUGAAGCCCCUGCACUGCGCCUGCAUGGUGUCAGAUGCUGACUGCGUGGAGUUACUCCUGGAGAAGGGAGCUGAGGUGAAUGCCCUGGAUGGUUAUAACCGGACAGCCCUCCACUAUGCAGCUGAGAAGGAUGAGGCUUGUGUGGAGGUCCUGUUGGAAUACGGUGCAAACCCCAAUGCACUGGAUGGCAACCGAGACACCCCACUUCACUGGGCAGCCUUCAAGAACAAUGCUGAGUGUGUGCGGGCCCUCCUGGAGAGCGGGGCCUCAGUCAAUGCCCUGGAUUACAACAAUGAUACCCCACUCAGCUGGGCUGCCAUGAAGGGAAAUCUUGAGAGCGUCAGCAUCCUUCUUGAUUAUGGUGCAGAAGUCAGAGUCAUCAACCUAAAAGGCCAGACACCCAUCUCCCGCCUGGUGGCUCUACUAGUCAGGGGACUUGGAACGGAGAAAGAGGACUCUUGCUUUGAGCUCCUCCACAGGGCUGUUGGACACUUUGAAUUAAGGAAAAAUGGCACCAUGCCACGAGAAGUGGCCAAAGACCAGCAGCUGUGUGAAAAACUGACUGUUCUGUGCUCAGCCCCAGGGACUCUAAAAACACUCUCUCGCUAUGCAGUGCGCCGGAGCCUGGGACUCCAGUAUCUGCCGGAUGCAGUGAAGGGCCUGCCACUGCCAGCUUCUCUGAAGGAAUACCUGUUACUUGUAGAAUAGCCUGGAGGAGACGUUUGCACCAUUACAUGGGCAACUCUGGGUGAGGUUUUGCCCUGUGAAACUGUCUCUCUUGGAAAACAAGAAAAGCAGUUGUUCCUGUUGUGUGGUUUAUAUUUCAAGGCAACAUGUCACAACAGUAACCUCCACAUCACCUCCCUUCCCCAAACCAAGCAACCAAACAAACAAAAAAACCUCUCACUUUUGUUUCUGUUUAUUGCUUACUUGGCUUUUUAGAUUACACCCUCUAAAAGAAGAGGUCUCCCCAACCCUCCCCUUUAGGGAAAAAGUCAACAGUGCAACUGAAUUACUCUAGGAAGACAAAGAAUACUUAUAGAAUGUGUGUUUGGUUUUCCUUUGGGGACAUGAUUAACAUUUCCAAAGACUCCUUCUAGGAACAUUUUAGUUGAUCUGUGAAGAAGUUUAAGAAAACUCCAGCUAACAACUGAGGCCCAAAGAUGAAGAGGCAACAAGCUCAAAUGGUGUGCAGGUUCAGAAUUGGGCUGGAUGAUGUCCCUAGAAUGCCACAUCACGGGGCAUUCAGAAGGGACUGGCGCCCUUCCUCACCACUGAAGGGAACGGCAGUCUUUGCCCCUUUUCCAUGAGUGUGCUCGAGGUCAUAGUAGUUCAGCAGGUUUAUUUUAGAAAGAUUGUCUUGCUGCUCUCCACGAAGUAGAAGACAUAGAAGGUUCUAAGCAGUCCUAAAAACUAGAAGUCCUAAGAACUUUUCUUCUAGUGCAGUUCUUUCUCUUCCUGGAAGCCAGUUUGCUCUACUGGGCUUCGCAGGCAUUUCCUGCACUGCAGACAAAGGUGUUCACUCUCGCAGGGGAAGAAAGAGCUGGGCUGGGCUGCCUUUUCUCAUGGGUCUUCUUCAUUCCCUAGAGGAAGCUCACUCCCUAAGAGCUUGGAGGUUUUUUUUUUUUAGUUGUUUUGGAAACUUUGCUUUUUACUGCUCUCUACAAGAUACUGGUGGAGGGGGUGGAGCUGGGGAGUAGGAGAGCACCAUAGCCCUUCCUCUGAGAGGCCCACCUACCCAAAAAAGACCUGUUUUAGUGAACAGUACUUAGUCUACAAUCUCUUCCUUUUCACGUUGCUAAACUCAAUCAAGUUGUUAUUGAUCUUAGAUGACCUUACGCAAAUUUGAAAAACUUUUUUUUAACUGAUUGGGAACUAUGAAUAAAAAUUAACAGAAUCGGCUGACACAGCUAAUUUGAAAAAGUAUGACGCUUUUGUCCUUUUGCUGUUGGCAUUUUUUGCUCACUAAAAAAAAAAGAAAUAAACAGUUCUAAAAGCAAGUUUGGCAAUUUCUACUCUUCCUACUUUUCUCUAAGUUAUUUAAUUAUCUUGAGCCCCAGUGUCCUCAUCUCUGAAAUGGGGCUGUAACCACCACCCACAUGGGCUGUUUUUUAGAACUUUUUUCAGGGUAUAACAGUAAUACUUUGCUAGUAUUAGGGAACUACUAGAGAUAAUCCUUUCCUCCACCCCUUGUAAAACCCUGAACCUCCUUCCUGCUUCAGCAAGCAAGUGUGGAAACUGUGUAGGUUGGGAGGAAUAUGUAUGCCUGUGCUGACAGCCAAGGUCAGGUAGCAUCCUGUCAAUUGGGGACACAGUCUACAGUCCCAAUCCUGAAGACCAACUGCAUUGCUUGGAUACUUGGCUGAUGAGGAGGAAGAAGCCGGUGAGACAGAAUAGCAAACAAACUGAGCUGAAUGAGAACUGACAAUUUUCCAAAGCAGUAUUUCAAUCAACCCACCAAACUAGGUCCAGGACUGGUUGUCUGUUUCCAGGCUUUCAAAAUGUACAUGUCUCCAAAAAAUGGAGUCUGGUUUUCAUCCAGAAAGGAGUACAGAGGAAAAGCUGAGAAGGAAGAAUCCUGUGUUGUCAGAGGAGAGGAGCAGAGACUGUAGGAUGGCUGGGAAAAAGCAACCCUGAAUAAUGGUUAAUGAUCAAGAAAUGAAACGCAACUUUAUGCUUAAGGGAGACUGGAGCGUCCCGCUGAUUGCAGAGGAUGCAGGAGGGACUAGCUGUGGGAUGAGGGUAAGGACCAGUCCACUGUGUUCUCAGACCUUGUGUACAGAGUCAAGAGAUGUCCAAGAUGAGCGAGAAGUACAUGGGCUUGUCACAUGGGCUGCAUUUUCCCAGGUGUCUGGGCAGAGUCUGGCUUGGGGCUGACAGGAGUGCACUUGUGGAGGUGAUAACAGGAGAACCGAAAGCACAGUGACCAAUUGGCAUUUAUUAGUGUAGUUAUUGUCACUGUAGUAAAAGUAGUAGAGGAACCAAGACUUUGUUAUCACAAAGAAAUAAAUAAAGCUUAUUUUUAGGAAAAUUCUAACCGAGUAACUGAAAUCUAGCAGUAGCACUAGGGGAGGAGCCCAGCCUUGUGUGACAGAUGAAGCUGGGGUAGAAGUCAUGAUAAAUUCUACCUAAAAGGAGCUUCUACUCAUUGCCCCCUGCCCCAGCUUCCCGGCCAGAGCUGACCACGGCUGCAGUUACAGAAUAAAAGGAAACCUAACGAAAAAUGAGCUGAAGCACUUGAGACGAUGUGAACUUGGAUCUAUCGGGGGUGAGCUGACCAUGAUCAGACCAUCUGUUCCCCUCACUGCAAAGAGGUUUAGACGGCAGCUUCUCCAGACCGCUUCCGGCUGAUGUGCUCCAGGUGGGCGUGCUCUGAGGUGUCCAAGUCAAUCUCAUACUUGGCUAGGAUUUUGAGGAUGGGCCUCAGCUUCAGCCACCAUUGUUCCUUGGGGAUGCGAUGCCUACAGAGGAAUGAGGUAAGUGAUGAUUUAAUCUUUAGCACCCCAAUCAACAUCUGUGAAAGGCUAUGGGAAGAAGUUGAACAGAACAGGCUGGAUUUGGGGCAUGGGCAUCAGAUCUAAAGUAGGUACAACUAUAGGUGUUACUCCUAAGAGAAGAGGACUGAAGACAGUGAACAGGUUGGGAAGAGUAGAUCUUGAAACUACCAGGGAAGGAACCACCCCAGGAAGUAGAUGUACUCACUCAAAAUCUGUCUGUUCCUUCAGCUCAGCCACUGGUUGAAAGAUCAGUGCUCUCUUGCGCAUCCCCAGAACACAACCUGAGUCUGGAGUAUUAGCAAAGAUCCGCCCUGCAAUAGGGAUGGUCAGUCAGCUUCUAAACUGGGAACCAGCUUCUAGGAAGGGGGCCCCUCUCACCCCACCUACCAUUACGGUAACUCUCUUUGAUCUUCCCAGACAUCCAGUUCAUAGCCUUUGCACCCAUCUUAGUGGCAAAAUUCCUGUCAAAUGGAGUUGGGCUCCCACCCUGGAAAAAGAAUCAUAAAAAUUAUAGAGGUAAGGGCUCCAAUGAAGUGGCAAAGACAUUGGAAUACAUGGAGAAAAAGGAAAGAAUAGGUCCAGGUUUACAGCCAGAAGCAGGAAUCCAUAAACCUAACCAUGAAAGGAAAUCCUGAAACAGGGCCGGGAACCAGGGUGAGCUUUUGGCCAUUAAUCAGAUGUCAGAGUAACUCAUUAGUACAAGGGGAUGACUGGUCUCGCAGUUGCUUCUUCCAGCCCCACAGCUGCAUGAUCCUGUUCAUUUCCUUCCAGGCUUACUGGCCACUCUAUUCCCUGCCCCUCUACAACCUAGCAGCUUUUGUCAGUCACCAUCAUUGAUGACACAAAGCAUUCCUUGUGACCCCAUCUGGAUGCCCUUGGUAGCACCUCAUAAUAUUAUAAAACACCUUGCAGAUUUUCUUUGAACAAAGCAAAGUAAGUGGGAAAACGGAAAGGGAGGAAAAACAGAAAACAGGUCUUCAUACUUUAUGCAAUAGGACCUCAAUCCUGCAGAGGCUGAUAAGCUCAUUCAAACUGAGAUAAUGUGAGUUCAUUUGUGGGUACAGAAAGGUCAAAAGUAAGUGCUUAAGAGGCAUCAGCGGGGAACAUUUGGGAUAGAGGAGGCCUCAGACCACUAGUAUCAUCUGUGAGAGAGGCCUACCUAGGGUGGGGACUGAAUGUAGGUGGAGAAAGAGAUUCCUUCCCCCUUGGAACCCCAGUUAGUGGGGAUGGAGCCCAACCCCAGCAAGGUGCCUGUACUCACCCACCACAUUCCCUGCGGAAGGCAGCACGGUGUGGCGGGGAAAGCACUGGACUAGGCUUAUUCUGGCUUCACUCAAGCUUGAUGAGUGGCCCUGAAAAAAUUAUUUCUCCUCUCUCAGCCUCAUUUUCUUCAUCUGAAGCAGUAGUUCUCAACUGGAGAUGAUGUUGCCCCCUGGGGGACAUUUGGUAACAUCUAGAGACAUUUUUUUUUAGUUGUACAACAGGGGAGGGAAUGCCAUUGGCUUCUAGUGAGUAGAGUCCAAGAAUGCUGCUAAGCCAUCCUAAAACACACAGAACCACCACAGAGAAUUUUCCAGCCCCAAAUGGCAAUAUGCCAAGGUUGAAAAACCCUGCCCUAAAGAAAGAGGAUGAAGCUAAGGCCAUUUCCAGGGUAUAGAUGUCUGAUUCUGUGACUGUAGAAGACCGCAGGCCCAUGCUCUGUGGCGGCACUGAUACCCUCAGCAGGCUGGAGGCCAGAGGGACACUCAGUGGCUAUUGGGGGUUACGGCUGUCUUGUGAUGGGCGUGAUGUGUGUACUCCCUACCUGCUGCAUGUGGCCAAGCACGUUCUUCCUGCUGUCGAAGAUGCCCUUCCCCUCCUCGGAGUACAGGUUGAAGAUGAAGUCAGUGGUAUAGUUGUCAUUGCACUUCUCGUUCCUGCAGGAGAGACCGAUGCCUGUGCCGCAUGUGUCCCCCUCCCUCCCCCAGCCCUCUGCGGUGGUCAGCUUUGUCCCUCUGGGUUCCGUCUCUUCUCGCAGUCCAGGUUCUCUCCCUUUGUAUCCACAGAUGCCUCAGGGUGUCCCAACCAUGGCUGCAGUCUGACUAGGGCCAAAGCCUGACUAUCUCUUCUCUUUACUUGGGAGCAAACCAGGGAUGAGGUACCUUAACACCAAGCCCCUCUUCACAGUUGUUUUCAUCUUUUGCACCAGAUGUUCAACAUUUGCCUGAAAAUGAAGCAGAAAAUCCUAAGCCCAGCUGAGAGUGGAUAAGGCUGGGCAGGCACAUGGAUCCCUUCUUCCCUGCCAGGCCUCUCCAGGAGGGCAGAGGGACGUGGAAGGGGGCUGUUUACAGCCCAGGGCCUGAACUGUGCCUCAUCCCUUUAAGAAGGUCUGGUUUCAGGUCACCUCAUCGCCAUCACAUGAGGACUGGCAGACUUCAGCUCUGCUUCUGGCUCUGGCUCCCAUCCUCGGGCAACACGAGGAGCCAGUCUGCAGACACCUGGGUCCCACCAUCAUUAUUGGAGCCAGAGUUGGGAGGAGUGACUCAUGGAGACAAGAAACCCAGACAAAUUAGACACAGCAACGUAACUGGGAGACUUUCUCAAGGCCUAUGGGAGUCUCUUUUGGACACCUGCAGUCCUGGAGUAUAAAUCUUCAAUCUUAAGAAAUAAAAAAAAUUCUUCUGAAAUGUAGAGGUUGGAAUGCUGUCUCCUGCUCCUGAGGUAAGUAAGUGUAGGGGAGAAAAGAUUUAAGGAAAACAAAUGACUUCAAAGAUUUUAAGUGUAAAGCAAACAACAGACAGUGGGCAGGGAAAAUCCAAAUCCAUGGGGCAGAAGAAAAACCCCAUGACAAAAGAAGAUUUUUUUUCUCUUUCCUCCUUCUUACCUUAGCCCUGCCAACCUCCAGAGGUCAUCCUUCCUGCCUCUGAACUGGAUACCUGAGUGUUUUCCCAGAAAUCAAGUUUUAAGACCCCUUCUGUAAGCCUGUACCUGUGUCUCAAACCCCUAGUUCCCUAGAAAUCACAGACUGGGCUGUAUAGACAGCUUACACUAGAAAGUCCCAGUAAUUCUUUGGGCUCUCCUACUUAACAUCACUGGCCUAUUCUGGCCCCAGGCCAGUCCUGGCCAGGCUCUCCUUGGCUGUUCCAUGUUGCCCUAAAUAACCCUCUAUGAGCAGCUGUCUGACUUAUUAGAAGCAAAAAGAAGGAUAAGAUUACAGGCACCAUCCCAGGGGUACUCUGGGUACAGCCAGGAGGAGGGCUCUGGAGAACAUCAGAAACACGUACUUUGGAGUCUCCAAUUACAGCCUGCUGGGAAGAGGCUUUAAGGAGAACUACAGGUGAUGGGUCUCUAUAAUGUGAGGUAGAAAAAAACUAAUAAAUGACUUGGUCACUAC